AUGAUUUCUCAUGCUGAAGUCCUAUGGAUCAUCUACUUUAUACAGUUCAUAACUGGUGUCCUUGGGAAUGGCUUUCUUUUUUGCAUAUAUAACUAUAAUUUUAUCACUGGCUACAAGAAAAGACCCAUAGAUCCAAUACUUAUUCAUUUGGCCUUUGUCAAUAUCAUGUUUCUUCUGUUUAGGGGUAUCCCACAAAUGAUAAGAGUUUGGAGACAGGGAGAUUUCCUGAAUGACAUUGAGUGUAAACUCAUAAUUUACUUCCAAAGAGUAUCCCGGGGCCUUUCUCUCUCUAGUACUAGCCUCCUGAGUGUCUUCCAGGCCAUUAUUGUCAGUCCCAGCAGUCUCUUUUGGGCUGAAGUUAAAACCAAAGCCCCAAAUUGUGUCUUCCCAUGCUGCCUUCUCUCUUGGAUUUUUAAUCUGUUGAUAGAUGUAUUUUUACUUGUCUAUGUGACAGGUCCAAGGAAUAACACAACCAAAGAGAGAAUGAAUUUGGGGUACUGUUCUCUGGAUGUACAUUCUGUGAGUUCUUUAAAAGUUAUAAUCUGGAAGUCUCUCUAUGAUUUUAUAUUUGUGGGUAUAAUGGCUUGUAGUAGCAUAUACAUGGUAUAUUUCCUAUAUAGACACCAUUGUCAGGUCAAGCACAUUCACAACACCAGUCUAUCUUCCAGUACAUCCCCUGAGAUCCAAGCCACUAAAUCCAUCCUGCUGUUGGUAAGCUCUUUUGUCUGCUUUAAUGUAAUCAGUGGCCCAUUUAUUCUUCAUAUGGAACGUUCUCAAGGAAUCAUUUCCUGGGCAUACUAUGUCUCUUCUCUUCUUUCAGUGUCUUUCCAAUCAGUUAGCCCCUUUGUGCUGCUCAGCAGUGACAUUCGGAUUCCCAGAUCCUGCUGUAUUCUCUAA
Messenger RNA from Gracilinanus agilis (Agile Gracile Mouse Opossum), 897 nucleotides. RefSeq names its product vomeronasal type-1 receptor 1-like. The record is from RefSeq and is a predicted model, not a curated record. Gene Ontology annotation, biological process: G protein-coupled receptor signaling pathway. Lineage: Eukaryota; Metazoa; Chordata; Mammalia; Didelphimorphia; Didelphidae. Gene Ontology annotation, molecular function: pheromone receptor activity. Bases 1 to 897 code for a protein of 298 amino acids. The transcript has a single exon. Gene Ontology annotation, cellular component: membrane.